This is a messenger RNA of Postia placenta MAD-698-R-SB12, 3525 nucleotides long. RefSeq lists its product as hypothetical. Lineage: Eukaryota; Fungi; Basidiomycota; Agaricomycetes; Polyporales; Adustoporiaceae. Gene Ontology annotation, cellular component: cytoplasm. Bases 1 to 3525 code for a protein of 1174 amino acids. Gene Ontology annotation, molecular function: ATP binding; protein serine/threonine kinase activity. The transcript has 4 exons. Gene Ontology annotation, biological process: protein phosphorylation; intracellular signal transduction. The record is from RefSeq and is a predicted model, not a curated record.
AUGUCUUCCACCGGGCAUAGACACUCAACCUCAGUGUCCCAAAACCACAAGGCACAACUCGCUAACGCUUAUAAUGAACUCGGGAAGGAGCUCUCGUCCCAGAAGAUCAGGGUUGUCGGUAAUUACACGCUAGGGAAAGUCAUCGGCGAGGGUGGAGAGACAGGUACGUACGGUAAAGUACGACUCGGGGUACAUCGCCUCUCUGGGACCCGCGUCGCCAUCAAGCAGAUUCCAAAGGCUAUGUCUGCGUCGCUCACGCGUGAGAUCCACCACCACAGACAACUACACCAUCCGCAUGUUACACAACUGUUCGAGGUAAUUGCAACCGAGUCCAACAUCUGGCUCGUUACCGAGCUCUGCUCUGGGGGCGAGCUUUUUGACUACCUAGCGGAGAAGGGCCGCUUGAACGAGGAAGAGACACGCAUCAUCUUCGGGCAGCUAUGUCUCGCUGUCGCGUACGUGCACUCAAAGGGGAUUGUACACCGUGACCUGAAACUGGAAAACGUGUUGCUGGACGAGCGCUGCCGCGUGAAGCUUGGCGACUUUGGGUUCACGCAAGUGGACGUCUGGUCACUGGGGAUCAUUCUUUAUACGCUCCUGACGGGCAUGCUACCGUUUGAUGAUGACGACGAAAGUAUCAUGAGAGCCAAGGUGAUAGAAGGCGUGUUUGAGGAUCCCGAAUGGCUUUCUGAAGAUUCGCGAGACCUAAUUAAGAACAUCCUACAAACUGACCCCGAAAAACGCCCCUCAAUCGCCCAGAUAUUAGCGCAUCCUUGGUUCACCGCAUUCACUACGAUACCUGUUCUUCCAGCCUCCUCGCGCAGCAGCAUCUCAUUCUCCUCCCGGCCGAAUUCCCCAAUGAUGCUGCGUCCGCCAUCUGCGGAUGCGGACUCUCAGCCACAGUCCGCAUUGUCAGAGUCGACCUAUCACUCCGCCUCUUCGGAGUUCCCUACCUCAGUAGCCACGACGCCCGACCAAGGGAUUCCAGACGACGUUUUCGGCAUUGGAAGCGUAGGCGUCAAAGUAGAUGCUACACCAGACGAACGGCCACAGACACCCGAUCAGACCCCGUCACGCUCAUCCUUCUCUCGCAGUGGAUCUAACGCGAAUCCGAAGGUCCCGCCAGCAUAUCCGACACGGACCCCUGCGCGCACAAAGCGUCGCUCCGUAUCAUCUACUCUGUCUGACCCUAGCACACCUACGUUUGAAAAAACUAACGGUGUAUUACCGGUACAGGACUUCUCCUCGUUACUGCAAACCCCUGCACCUAUCAUCUUCUCGACCCCGCUUGAACGAGAGCUGCUAAAUUCUUUGAGCAUGCUAGGCUUUGACACCGGCCAGAUUGUGCACUCGGUGCUGAGCGAUGCGUGCGAUGCUACAGGGGCACUCUGGUGGAUGCUCAAGCGCAGGGCGGAGAAACGCGCCCUGGAGGAGGUUCCGGCUGGAGCUGAGGGUGCCACCGCCAAGUCCCAAGCGGAAGACAAGGGGAAGCAUCGUGCAAGGGACAAGGACAGCAAAAAGAUCCCCGCUUUUGUGCACGCUGCUGUCGAUGCAAGUCAAUCGAUGUUACUGCCCGCCAUGACGCAGGCGCACUCUGCGCCCGAGUUGCAGUUGAUACCCCCAACUCCCACAGCCUCGGUCACGACGCGCCCACGCACACCUCCUCGUACCAAGUCCCCCACGAGCCAGCUUCUCUCACCUACGCCGUCAACUGCGGAUAUCUCGAUCCGCUCGCACCCUUCCACGCCUGGCGGUAGCAUGAAGGACAAGGACGGCUCCAAAGGCCGCAAAGCGCGCUCAGGCAGUGUCAGCAUUAUGCAGCGGGCCACCACCGCGCUCGAGGCCGCAGGGCUGGUCAGAAAGAAAUCCGCCGAGGGCGUGCGGGAGGAAAAGGAGAAGGAGCGGGCUACGGACAAGCGCAGCGGGAAUGGCAGCGGCGACGAGCCCCGUGUCUCGCACGGAAGCGGCUCGAGCAAGCUCGCAAAGAGCCCGCCUCUCAAAUCGAAUGAGAUUGCGGUGCCCACAACGCCGCCCUCGAGCGCGGAGCUCAAUCACGUGGCGAUGUCUUCGCCGUGGGUCCUCACAAACUCGAGGGCGUCGCCGCCCCCGACAGACUCGCCCCGCGACACCCUCUCUGCGCUGCCGAACAUCACCGGCAACAAGGGCCUCGGGAACCGCAACCGCGCGAGCCUGUUGUCUGCGUUCCGCAUGUGGUUCAAGGAGGACCCUAAGGGCAAGCGCAAGGAGCACUCGCCCACACACGCGCACCUGUACACGGCCGCGCUCAACAACCCCGGCCCGAGCGGCGGAUCGGGGCGCAGUCGACCCACAGUCAAGCGGCGCGCGAGCGGGAACCGCGCGGGGCGUCAGGCGCGCUCGAAGCGCACGUCGGUCUCUUCGCGGCGCUCAAGCAGCGUCAACUCGCGCCGGUCGUCCGUACACUCGACGCACUUCCCGCUGCUCGAGUCGCCCGGGCUCGCGUCUACGUCCGUGUCGCGCCGGCGCAGCGACGCAAGCCGGCGCUCGUUUGGAAGCCACACGCCCAACUCGGAGCGCGAGGACCUCGUCUCGCGCCCGUCGUCGAUGCAGAGCUUCUAUGGCCAGCAGCGGCACCGCAAGUCGCCGUCGGCGAGCUCCGCGGGCUCGAUGCACCCCGGGCGCACGUCGUCGCCGCUGCCGAGCAAGUACCACCGGCGCGCGGGCUCCGGGUCGUCGACGCGGGUCAUGCGACAGAUGCAGCCGCCGAACCUCGCGCACCUGCGCUCCAACUCUGCGUCGUCGGCGCAGUCGCGGGGCUCCUCGCACCCCGGCUCGUCGUACGACCUGUCGGAGAGCGACAGCAGGCGGAACAGCUCGCCACACAAGCCGCAGGUACGGCGCUCGCUCGAGGAGACGCCGCGCCGCGCACACACCCCGACGGCCUUUGCUGCACACAAACGCCAGACGCCGUUUGCCAAUCCCAGCGGCAGCGGCGGGUACCUUAACUCGCUCGGGCGGUCAAGCUGGAAGAAGUCGUGGGGCUUGGAGCCCCCCGGCUGGCAGACCCGCCAGGCGUACUCCGCGAUCGAGGUGCUUGCGAUCUCGCCGCCGGUCGACGGGCAGGGCAUCCGCGACGUUUUUUCCGGCAGGCAGUCGCUCAGCAUGGGCGACGAGUCGGACUGGGUGGACGAGGACGACGACUCGCCCGGGUAUGCCGGCGGCCUGGGCCAGAUGCCCAUGGCCGCGUGCGGCACCGCCGGCCCUUCGUAUUCGCAUCCGCCCGAGACACCCAUCCUCUCGCCGGCUCCCCGCGGAAACGCCAGCCGUGCGAGCAGCUCCAAGCGAACGCCUGCGAGCCUUGCACCGGUCAAUGUGUCCAGCAGGGGCUCACGGGGCAAGGCGGGGCGAUCGCCCGUCGGGCGUAGCUCCCCGUUGCCCAGUGAAAGCUCGUUCGAGCCGCCCGAGCCGCGAGGAGGAAGACGCCAGCUCCCCGCCGGGCGGUCGGGUCCCGCUGCGAUUCAAGAGGAAGACGAGGACGAAGAGUAG